Molecule: messenger RNA, 1635 nt
Organism: Trichoderma gamsii
Lineage: Eukaryota; Fungi; Ascomycota; Sordariomycetes; Hypocreales; Hypocreaceae
Product: myo-inositol-1-phosphate synthase
Exons: 2
Coding region: 1-1635 (544 amino acids)
Biological process (GO): inositol biosynthetic process; phospholipid biosynthetic process
Cellular component (GO): cytoplasm
Molecular function (GO): inositol-3-phosphate synthase activity
Source: RefSeq, a predicted model, not a curated record
AUGGCCCCUCACGCGGAAGAAAGCACGGGCUCCUCGAACGGGAAUGGCUAUGCCAAUGGCCACACGGCGUCCACUGGUGCUGCUCAGAGCACCUUCGUCGUGAACUCCCCCAAUGUCAAUUAUACUGAGUCGGAAAUCCGCUCCAAGUAUACUUAUCGUACCACCAGCGUCGAGACUGACGCCAAUGGAAACUUUGUGGCGACUCCCAAGGAAACGCUCUACGACUUCAAGGUCGACCGCAAGGUUCCCAAGGUUGGCAUGAUGCUUGUCGGCUGGGGUGGUAACAAUGGUACCACCGUCACCGCGGGUAUCAUUGCCAACCGCCGCAAGCUUGUGUGGGAUACCAAGGAAGGCGUCCAGGAGGCCAACUACUAUGGCUCCGUCGUCAUGAGCUCCACCGUCAAGCUUGGAGCCGACGCCAAGACCAACCAGGAGGUCAACAUUCCCUUCCACAAUCUCCUGCCCAUGGUCCACCCCAACGACCUGGUCAUUGGCGGCUGGGACAUCAGCUCGCUGAACCUGGCUCAGGCCAUGGAUCGCGCCAAGGUCCUGGAGCCUGCCCUGAAGGCUCACGUCAGGAAGGAGAUGGCUGGGUUGACCCCUCUUCCCUCCAUCUACUACCCCGACUUCAUUGCCGCCAACCAGGAAGACCGAGCUGACAACGUCAUUGAGGGCUCCAAGGCCUCGAUGGCUCAUGUCGAGCACCUCCGAAAGGACAUUCGCGACUUCAAGGCCAACAACAACCUUGACAAGGUGAUUGUUCUGUGGACCGCCAACACUGAGCGAUUCGCCGACCUCAUUGAUGGAGUCAACGACACUGCCGAUAACCUUCUCAAGGCUAUUGAGCAGGGUCACGAGGAGGUCUCUCCUUCCACCAUCUUUGCUGUUGCCUGUAUCCUGGAGGGCGCACCUUUUAUCAAUGGCUCUCCUCAGAACACCUUUGUUCCUGGUGCUAUUGAGCUUGCUGAGAAGCACAAUGCCUACAUUGGUGGCGAUGACUUCAAGUCUGGCCAGACCAAGAUGAAGUCCGCCCUGGUGGAUUUCCUUAUCAAUGCCGGUAUCAAGUUGACCUCUAUUGCCAGCUACAACCACCUUGGUAACAACGACGGCAAGAACUUGAGCUCUCAGAAGCAGUUCCGCUCCAAGGAAAUCUCCAAGUCCAAUGUCGUGGAUGACAUGGUCGCGGCUAACGACAUUCUGUACAAGAAGGGCGAGCACCCCGACCACUGCGUUGUCAUCAAGUACAUGCCCGCUGUUGGCGACAAUAAGCGUGCUCUUGAUGAGUACUACGCUGAGAUCUUCCUCGGUGGCCACCAAACCAUCUCUCUGUUCAACAUCUGCGAGGACUCUCUCCUGGCCUCGCCCCUGAUCAUUGACCUUGUCGUGGUUGCUGAGAUGAUGACUCGUAUCCAGUGGAAGGCUGCUUCCAAUGACGGCCACGAGACUGCUGAAUUCAAGCAGUUCCACAGCGUCCUUAGUGUCCUCAGCUACAUGCUCAAGGCUCCCCUGACUCCUCCGGGCACUCCCGUUGUGAACGCUCUGGCUAAGCAGCGUGCGGCAUUGACCAACAUCUUCCGCGCUUGCGUUGGCCUGGAGCCGGAAUCUGAAAUGACUCUGGAGCACAAGCUGUUCUAA